Messenger RNA from Astyanax mexicanus (Mexican tetra), 8537 nucleotides. RefSeq lists its product as uncharacterized. Gene Ontology annotation, biological process: proteolysis; DNA integration. Bases 1407 to 7040 code for a protein of 1877 amino acids. The record is from RefSeq and is a predicted model, not a curated record. Lineage: Eukaryota; Metazoa; Chordata; Actinopteri; Characiformes; Acestrorhamphidae. Gene Ontology annotation, molecular function: nucleic acid binding; aspartic-type endopeptidase activity. The transcript is spliced from 2 exons.
GCUGGAUGGGUGCGAGAGAGAAGGAGAGAGUAAGGAGGAGUGUGAAAGAAAUAAAGUUCUAGUUUUAUCUAGCUAAGCUGUCUCCAUGGACUACGGAGCAUUAACGUAGUAUUUCAGUUGUGUUAUCUGCCCGAUAUCACACUAAACUGUGAAUACGCUGCUGAUCAAGAGUAAGUUAAGUUCACUGAGUGUGUGUUAACCUAGUACAGGAUAACGCUGUGCAUCGUGGACACUGGACUUGUCUGGUUGGCGAAACCAAGCGCUAGUGAGUCCAACCAAGCCGAAGAUCCUGCCUGUUCCUGUUUCUACUGUUUUUACACUCCACACGACCAGCAUCGCUGGCGGUUAGCCAGUCCGGCCAGCCUGCAUCUCCACAAGCUCCGUGAAGGACUGAGCUGUUAGCCUAGCCACCCCAAGCUAACCCCCGUCGCCCGAGCAGCCCCGCCCGCCGCGCUGCUGCAGAGAGAGUGAGGGAGAGACACUGAGUGAGACUGGGUUUUCACCCGAGCGAGUUCAACCACAACGUAAGGUGGAAUACUUCUGUUUACACUUUUAUUUCUUGCUCAAAAGAGUGAAGCGGCCAGUGUACUUUUCGUUUUAAGGCCACCACGCACGCUAGCUACGAUUCCAGGCCUGCAACGAGUACUUUUGGUUAGUUAGAUGCCGGCUUAGGAGUGUGUGAGAGUGUGUGUGUGUGUGUGGGCCCACUACACAGUUAAAAUUACAGUGUUGAGUUUAUAACCAUUGAGUACAGUGUUUUUGGAGGUUUAUUACAGUAAUUUGUAUAAUUAGAGAAGUCUGAUUUUAUUUAAAGAAAAAGGAUUUUAUUUUAUUUAGAGCUGAAACUGGGUUAAAACCUAUUUGAUUGUAUUUGUUGAGAAUUGAUACCAUAUUUGUUACAUUAUAUCUUGCUAAUAUAUACAAAUACCUGAUAUAUAUAUAUACCUAUAUCUAUAUCUAUAUAUAUUUUAUAAUUGCUUAACUCAUAUUCAUAUCUUCAUAUGUAAGUAAAUAAUAUAUCAUACUGUCUUUAAAGUGUUUGUUUCUUUGCAUUGUUAUUCAGAGAGUGAGGACUAAUUUAAACCUAGCCCUAGUAGAUAUUGGAGGCACCGCCAUUGUACAUUUUAAACUUCUGUGAUAGACACGUUUCUUUCAGUAAUUGGUAAAAUUAUAAAUUUUCCACCUAUAUAAACCAAGAGAACUCAGGGCGCUCUUGUAGGUUAUUUCAGUUACAUGGGUAAAAUCACUAAAACCUUGUUUAGGAGCGCUACAUAAAUGGAGGCACCGCUGGGAUUUGGUUUAAUUCCUAAAAACUAGCUGUACAUAUUCAUUGGUUAAAAUUCUGUAAACCUUAAACAGUUAAGAUACUGUAGAUAGCAUAGUGUCUUAAGUCUCACUUUAAAAAUAUGGAUCCCUUGCUAUACUCUCAGUUUCAAGAACACCUAAUCAAUUGGUGUAGAGGUGAAGAACUAGAUGAAAACCAUGCCAUUCUUAUUGUGGGGGUCCCUAAAGAGUGUGCUAUAGGACAGAUAGAGGAGGCAAUGAACGCUGUCCGAUGUUGGGGCCGAGUACGAGUCAGAGGGAGAUCGUUUGAUGCUAAAAUGCAAAGCUUGACAGUUCUGUGUGAGUGCAAAGAGAAGAUCAAUCCCAAACUUGUCCCCCCAGAGGUCAUACCAGAGGGUUUAUCUGAACGCUGGACGGUCAUUGUCACUGAUGGAGCUCUCAUUGAAUCGGAUGAUUUUCUGAAAAAGCUGAAUGGUCUGCUUAGGGCUGAAGGGAAAACUUUGGAUGACCUCCAAGGUUUGUGCCCACAGUCCACUCAACCUCCAAGCUCAACAGAAACUAUUGUCCAAACCAUGAGUGAGUUACUAAGACAGAACAGGUCAGUUUCACUCGAAGGUCACAGUUACCGCCGUUUCAGGAUGUUUUCUGGGGUCAUCCCAACUCCUGCAGGAGAAGAGUCUUUAGAACACUGGUUAGAGCAAGCAUAUGUGAUGGUGGAGGAGAGUGAGUGCUCAGAGAAAGAGAAAAAACGCAGAAUUAUGGAAAGCGUUAAAGGGCCCGCACUCGAAGUAAUAAAGUCUGUAAGGUCCAGUGAGCCUGAGGCCAGCCCCAAGACUUAUCUGGAUGCAUUAAAUACCGCUUUUGGAUCCGCUGAAUCAGCGGAGGAUGUGUACUUCUCAUUCAGACUUCUUCAACAAAGAUCUGGCGAGAGAUUGUCUGACUUUUUGCGACGAUUAGAAAAAUCACUGACCAAGGUGGUACAGAUAGGUGGCCUUCCUUCACGUGACAGAGACAGAGUCCGUGUGGAGCAGCUCCUACGGGGAGCAGUGGCCUCAGACCUCCUACUGGUUCAGCUGAGAUUGAGGGAAAGAAAGAAUAACCCUCCAAGUUUCGUGGAACUCCUUGGUGAAAUCAGAGUUCAGGAAGAGUACCUAGCUUCGCGGAGGCAAGUAAACACUGCAGUGCGGCCAGUACAAACUGUCGAAACCACAGAGUCUGAUCAGUCAGUUGUUCUAAGCCUGCGAGCAGAGCUCAAAGAAGGGAACACUGGUAAAGCAGCUGCUGCCGAAUCAGACAGACUACAUUGUUCUUCCAAAAGGAGUGCUGUGGAAGUCGCAAGUCAAAAAGCAGUUCCCAGUGGACUAAUAGGUCCCUCACCCAUUGUUCAAAUAAAGAUUAAUGGCGAACCAUGCAGUGCACUUCUAGAUAGUGGGUCACAGGUCACUAUCAUAUUUGAGGAGUGGCACCAAAAGCAUUUGAUAGAUGUUCCAAUUCAACCAGUAUCUGGCCUAGCUGUGUGGGGUCUUAGUGAGUCCAGCUACCCUUAUAAGGGAUACGUUGUUGUGAACGUACAAUUCCCCAAAGAACUAGUUGGGGUACAAGAAACUAUUUCUGUGUUGGCAUUGGUAUGCCCAGGGCCGAGGAGCCCGGACCAGACACCAGUAAUACUUGGCACAAAUGCCAAUCUGUUUCAGAGGUUGGCCCAACUCUGUAAGGAGGCCCAUGGAGUGGACAUAGCCCCUGCCUUAGGCCUAAACAGGGUGUUCACACAGGCUGCCAAGACACAUCCUAGUGUAGGGUACCGUGGUCCAGAUGAGGCAGUGGGUCAGAUCAUUUGGAAGGGGCCUGAACCACUCUGCAUUGCCCCAUGUAGCACCGACUGUGUACAAUGCAGUGUGAGCAUUUCCCAUCCCUCUCAAAAAGGUGUUCUGUUAGUUGAAGACUCUGACUCACUUGUGCUCCCUCAAGGUCUUUUGCUCCAGCCCAUGGUUGUCUCUUCAUCAGCUAUAGUGGCCACCAACUUUAAAGUUGUCCUUGAGAAUGAAUCUCUAAAAGAAGUGAUUGUACCAGCAGGAACUGUAGUAGGUCAGUUAUACCUUACCGAUACCGCUACUCCAGCCAUGACAAUGACUACCUCUGUUAAGAUUGAUCCCGAGCACUUCAAGUUUGCAGACUCACCUAUUCCUGAAUACUGGAAGAAUAGGCUCAAACAGAAGCUGUCUCAAAGGACCAAAGUCUUUUCAUUGGAAGAGUGGGAUGUCGGACUGGCCCAAGGUGUGGAGCACCGCAUCAGAUUAAAUGACUCUCGUCCUUUUCGUGAGCGUUCACGCCGAUUGGCACCAGCAGAUAUCGAAGAUGUGCGGCGGCAUAUUCAGGACCUCCUGGCAGCUGGAAUUAUAAAGGAGUCCAGAAGUCCAUAUGCCUCGCCAAUUGUUGUUGCAAGAAAAAAAAACGGAAGUGUCCGUAUGUGCAUAGACUACCGCACAUUAAACAGCCGAACAGUUCCAGAUCAGUACACCACCCCACGUGUGGAUGACGCGUUGGAUUGCCUGACUGGUAGCGAGUGGUUCACGGUGCUCGAUCUAAGGAGUGGCUAUUACCAGAUUCCAGUAGCGGAAGAGGACCAGGAGAAGACCGCAUUCAUUUGUCCAUUAGGGUUUUACCACUUCCAGAGAAUGCCACAAGGGGUUUCCGGGGCCCCCGCAACUUUUCAGCGGCUUAUGGAGAAGGUGGUUGGAGAUAUGAACCUGCUUCAGGUCUUAGUGUACCUUGAUGAUCUUAUAAUCUUUGGAAGGAGCUUAGAAGAACACGAGGAAAGGCUCCUCAAGGUGCUGGACAGACUAGAAGAAGCUGGACUUAAGGUCUCACUGGACAAGUGUCAGUUCUGCCAACCCCGUGUCAAGUAUGUGGGUCAUAUUGUGUCGGCCGAGGGCAUAGCCACCGAUCCCUCGAAGGUGGAAGCUGUCACCAACUGGCCCCAGCCCUGUGAUAUCAAGUCCUUAAGGUCAUUCCUGGGGUUCUGCGGAUACUAUCGCCGUUUCAUCGCCAACUACUCCUCAAUUGUUAAGCCCCUGACAGACCUAACUCGAGGUUAUGCUCCUCUAAGGAAAGAAAGCAAGCCAAACAAAGCGAGCAACAUCAAGUAUUUCAAGGAGUCCGAACCAUUUGGACAGAGAUGGACAGAAGCGUGCACCAAGGCAUUUGGGCAGAUCAAACAGUGUCUUACACAGGCCCCCGUACUGGCCUUUGCAGAUCCUGACAAGCCAUUCAUUCUUCAUGUCGACGCUAGCCUAAGUGGUCUUGGAGCUGUACUGAAUCAAGAACAUCCAGAUGGGCUGCGACCAGUCGCUUUUGCCAGUCGAGGACUGAACAAUGCUGAGAGGAAUUAUCACAUUCACCAGUUAGAAUUCUUGGCGCUAAAAUGGGCUGUGGUGGAUAAGUUCCACGAUUACUUGUAUGGUGCCCGUUUCACUGUGAGAACUGAUAAUAACCCUCUCACCUAUGUUUUGACUACAGCAAAGCUGAACGCUACGGGUCAUAGGUGGCUUGCAGCCCUGACAACCUAUGAUUUCGACAUUGAAUACGGACCUGGAAAGAUUAACACAGACGCUGACCUUCUAUCCCGGUGUACUCUGGGAGAUGGCACCAGUGUGGAGUGGAGAAGCAUAUCCCUUCCUGGAAUUAGAGCGAUCUGCAACAGAGUUCGUGCUCAAGAAUCGCAUGAGACGCCUUUCAGUUUGGCUGAACUUCUAUGCACCCCUCCAGAGGCCAUACCUACAGCUUAUGCUUUCCCUACUUCAUUGGCAGGAGAUCAGAUGGAGUUGUUGGACAGAGAAGAUAUUGAGGCUGCGCAGGAAAGUGACAUGGUCAUUAAAACGGUGAAGCAGGCUCUCAACACUAACCACUGGCCGCCAGAACUGACUCCUGAACUGGGUCUGAUGAAACGUGAAGCAGACAAGUUGGUCACCAAAGAUGGAUUGCUGUAUCGAGUAAAGAAAAGGCCAUCUGGGGCAGAGACCUACCAGCUUGUUCUUCCACAGAGAUACAGACAGAAAGUGAUGACUGCACUUCACGAUGAUCUAGGACACUUAGGGGUCGAGCGAACCCUCGAGCACCUCAGAAACAGAUUUUAUUGGCCAAAAAUGGCGCAUGAAGUUGAGCAGUAUGUGAAGAACUGUGGCGAGUGCAUUGUGCGAAAGAGCAAUAGUCCGCGAGCAGCACCACUCCAUCAAAUUACAAGCAGUGGUCCCCUGGACCUUGUAUGCAUAGAUUUCCUCUCAUUAGAAGCUGAUUCCCGUGGUUUCACUAGUAUCUUGGUAGUGACGGAUCACUUCAGCCGCUACGCACAGGCGUUUCCCACAAAGAAUCAGAAGGCAAUCACAGUAGCUAAAAUUCUAGUGGAAAAGUACUUUGUUCACUAUGGACUGCCUGCUCGCAUCCACUCCGACCAAGGUCGAGAUUUUGAGAGCCAACUCAUUCGAGAACUUCUGAAACUGUUAGGGGUGAGGAAGUCGAGGACCACGCCCUACCACCCGCAAGGUGACCCGCAGCCAGAGCGCUUCAACCGAACUCUUCUGUCAAUGCUUGGGACAUUACCAACUUCCCAGAAGCGUCAGUGGAGUCAGCAUGCCGCUAGUCUGGUCCACGCCUACAACAGCACUAAAAACGAUGCAACAGGGUAUUCCCCUUACUUCCUGAUGUUUGGCAGAGAGGCUCGAUUGCCAGUGGAUGUCUGGUUCGGCAGUUCUCUAAAAGAUGGUGAUGAAGUCACACACUCCCAGUAUGUAAAGAAGCUGAGACAGGACUUAGAGAAUGCUUACCGGUUGGCAGCUGAAGCAGCGGACAAGAGCCAUCAAAGGAACAAAAAGUUGUAUGACAAGUUGGUUCGUUUCCAGGCUCUUGACCGUGGCGACAGAGUCCUUCUCAAGAACUUUGGACUGAAGGGGAAACACAAACUGCAAAGUCGAUGGAAUCCCAUACCAUACGUGGUGAUUGGAAAGAUGCCAAAUCUCCCUGUCUAUCAAGUGAAGCCUGAGAAAGGCAUAGGAAGUGUGAAAACCAUCCACAGGGACCACCUCCUGCCUAUAGGACAGCUUGUGAGAUUACCAUCCCCUGCUGAUGAUGAGCCAUUGCACCGGAAGAUACCUGGACCGAAAACCAGAGGGCCUGGUCAUCCCUUUACAGCUCACAAACAGACCAGUAGAGACAAAGAACUGCUGUGUUCUACAAGUGAUUCUGAAAGUGAGGAAGACUAUGAGAUCGGCUACACCCGUGACCUGGAUUUCGUGUCUGCCAAGACCAAAGAGAACACAUCCAGCUACGAAGUAGCACAUGAUGGUGAGGAGCAAAUGAAUGAUGCUUAUGAGCGAGAUGACGUGGUUUUGAGUGACCAAGAGGUCAGCGAUGACCUUCUGACGCAGCUGGAACUGGAUCCUGACACAAAGGACGAAGGCAGUAGUUGCAUAGAUAAAAAUGUUGCUCCAAGUUCUUGCUCUUCUGUUCGCCCAGAUGUCACUCAGUCAGCCUAUGCUCAUAACCAACAGAGCACAGAGUCAAGCCCAAGCAAGGAAGCCAAGUCAAGUGAAGAUGAGACUCCUUAUCUAGGAAAGAGACAAGUCAAGCCUAUUAUCCGACUUACCUAUGAUGAACGUGGCAGAUCUAGAGACCAGCCACUCACAAUAGUCCAUAGGGGAGUAGUCAUUAGGUUUGAAGGAUUAGAAAGUGCAAAUGCCCGAGAUACCAUGCCGCUGAUGUAAGGGUAGGUCAUAUGGGGACAUCUUGACCAUUAGUGGGGGGAGGGUGUAACCCUGGUGAAUAACUAGCUAUAAUAAUUCCUAAAAUAAUAAUGUUUAUUUGAAUAGUUCGUGUAAUUGUUUCUAAAGAAUAAUCUCUGUUCAGUCACUGUUAUAUUUACCUGGUUUUUAUUUUACUUUAUUUUGUCCCAUAACUCUCUGCAGUGUAGGUUUGCUGGGAGAAAGGGGGCGGGUCAAAAAAGAGUGCGGGAGAAGCUGGAUGGGUGCGAGAGGGAAGGAGAGAGUAAGGAGGAGUGUGAAAGAAAUAAAGUUCUAGUUUUAUCUAGCUAAGCUGUCUCCAUGGACUACGGAGCAUUAACGUAGUAUUUCAGUUGUGUUAUCUGUCCGAUAUCACACUAAACUGUGAAUACGCUGCUGAUCAAGAGUAAGUUAAGUUCACUGAGUGUGUGUUAACCUAGUACAGGAUAACGCUGUGCAUCGUGGACGCUGGACUUGUCUGGUUGGCGAAACCAAGCGCUAGUGAGUCCAACCAAGCCGAAGAUCCUGCCUGUUCGACCAGCAUCGCUGGCGGUUAGCCAGUCCGGCCAGCCUGCAUCUCCACAAGCUCCGUGGAGGACUGAACUGUUAGCCUAGCCACCCCAAGCUAACCCCCCGUCGCCCGAGCAGCCCCGCCCGCUGUGCUGCUGCAGAGAGAGAGUGAGUGGGAGACACUGAGUGAGACUGGGUUUUCACCCGAGCGAGUUCAACCACAACGUAAGGUGGAAUACUUCUGUUUACACUUUUAUUUCUUGCUCGAAAGAGUGAAGCGGCCAGUGUACUUUUUCGUUUUAAGGCCACCACGCACGCUAGCUACGAUUCCAGGCCUGCAACGAGUACUUUUGGUUAGUUAGAUGCCGGCUUAGGAGUGUGUGAGAGUGUGUGUGUGUGUGUGGGCCCACUACACAGUUAAAAUUACAGUGUUGAGUUUAUAACCAUUGAGUACAGUGUUUUUGGAGGUUUAUUACAGUAAUUUGUAUAAUUAGAGAAGUCUGAUUUUAUUUAAAGAAAAAGGAUUUUAUUUUAUUUAGAGCUGAAACUGGGUUAAAACCUAUUUGAUUGUAUUUGUUGAGAAUUGAUACCAUAUUUGUUACAUUAUAUCUUGCUAAUAUAUACAAAUACCUGAUAUAUAUAUAUACCUAUAUCUAUAUCUAUAUAUAUUUUAUAAUUGCUUAACUCAUAUUCAUAUCUUCAUAUGUAAGUAAAUAAUAUAUCAUACUGUCUUUAAAGUGUUUGUUUCUUUGCAUUGUUAUUCAGAGAGUGAGGACUAAUUUAAACCUAGCCCUAGUAGAUAUUGGAGGCACCGCCAUUGUACAUUUUAAACUUCUGUGAUAGACACGUUUCUUUCAGUAAUUGGUAAAAUUAUAAAUUUUCCACCUAUAUAAACCAAGAGAACUCAGGGCGCUCUUGUAGGUUAUUUCAGUUACAUGGGUAAAAUCACUAAAACCUUGUUUAGGAGCGCUA